This is a messenger RNA of Rotaria sordida, 1074 nucleotides long. The record is from the annotation of a GenBank genome assembly. Lineage: Eukaryota; Metazoa; Rotifera; Eurotatoria; Philodinida; Philodinidae.
AUGAGUUGUAAAGUAGAAUUAAUUCCCAUAUCUGAAGGUAAUCGUAUAGCAGUAAAAAAAGUAGAAAAAAUUAUUAUUGGACGUGGGUCAUCAUUAGGUUGUAAUGAUAAAAAAAUUUCUCGUCAACAUGCUGAAUUAUUACUUAAAAAUGAUGAAACACUUUGGAUUAAACCGACACAUACUAAUCCAGUAUUUUAUCGAACUUCUCAUGGUAAAACAAUUCAAUUAACAAAAGAUAUUGAACAAGAAUUAAAAGAUGGCGAUCAAAUUGGUUUAUUACCAACAAGUUUUUUCUUUCGUAUUAGUUUUUCAACUGAUACAAACGAUAAUAAAGAUAAAUUAUCUACAUCAUCCGAUCAACAAUUAUAUCGUUCGACAAAUAACCUUGAUUCUAAUAAUCAUACCGAUAUAAAAUCAACUACAAUUCCAUCUAAAGAUAUUUCAUCUAAAACAAAAAGUUCAGAUGUUGAACCAAAACCAUACAUUCAAGAUACUAAUACUUCUACUCAUGUUUCUCUACAAGAUCAAAAUGAGUUUGAAUCAACUAAUUCGAAUAAAACACCACGUAAACUACCAACAUGGAUGAUAGUAUCAACUUCAUCUUCAAAAACUGCAUCAACAAAAACCACAUCAAGUUCUUCUUGUUUAUAUGAUUCAUCAUCUAGUGAUCUUCCUCCUACUGUUAAACGACAAUUGAAUUCAGAAGAAGAUAACAAUAGUAAUACCAAAGAUCUAUCAAAUACGUCUGGCAUACCAGUUACAAAUCCAAGUAAAUCAUCUCUAGCAAAAAGUUUUGAUAGUGAUAGUAAUGAUGGAUUUGAUUCUGUUUCUACAAAAAAAAUUAAAUCAAAUAAUAAACGUCGUCCAGCUUGUUCAUAUGGUGCAUCAUGUUAUCGAAAAAAUCUGAUGCAUCGUACUGACCAAUCACAUCCAGGUGAUUCUGAUUAUGAUGAUGAAGAAAAAACGGAUAAUAAUGAUAAAAAAGAUGACAAUGAUGUUGAUAAACCCCUAUGUCCAUAUGGUAAAUCUUGUUAUCGACAAAAUCCUCAACAUAAACGUGACUAUAAGCAUUAA